AGCUGAUCCCUGUGAUUCCCAGGGAAUUGAUCCCUGUGAUUCCCAGUGAAUUGAUCCCUGUGAUUCCCAGGGAAUUGAUCCCUGUGAUUCCCAAGGAAUUGAUCCCUGUUUUUCCCAAAGAGUUGAGGAAUUGAUCCCUGUUAUUCCCAAGGAACUGAUCCCUGUGAUUCCCAAGGAAUUGAUCCUUGUAAUUCCCAAGGAACUGAGGAUUUGAUCCCUGUCAUUCCCAGGGAAUUGAUCCCUGUCAUUCCCAGGGAAUUGAUCCCUGUCAUUCCCAAGGAAUUGAGGAAUUGAUCCCUGUGAUUCCCAAGGAAUUGAUCCCUGUGAUUCCCAGGGAAUUGAUCCCUGUGAUUCCCAGGGAAUUGAUCCCUGUUAUUCCCAGGGAACUCAUCCCUGUGAUUCCCAAGGAAUUGAGGAAUUGAUUUGGGAAGGCUCUCCCUGCUUUUAUAUCCCAGAAUUUUGGGAUAUAUCUUAGGAUUUGGGAGGUUGGAUUUGGGAAGGAUUUUCCUCUUUUGUAUACCAGAAUUUUGGGAUGUCUCUCAGUAUUUGGGAGGUUGGAUUUGGGAAGAGUUUUCCUCUUUUUUUAUAUCCCAGAAUGUGUUUGGGAGCUUGGAUUUGGGAAGGGUCUCCCUGGUUUUAUAUCCUGGAAUUUUGGGAUGUCUCUCAGUAUUUGGGAGGUUGGAUUUGGGAAGAGUUUCCCUCUUUUUUUAUAUCCCAGAAUGUGUUUGGGAGGAUGGAUUUGGGAAAGGUCUCCCUGGUUUCAUAUCCCAGAAUUUUGGGAUACACCUCAGGAUUUUGGUGGCUGGAUUUGGGAAGGAUAUCCCUGUUUUUAUAUCCCCAAAUUUUGGGAUGUCUCUCAGGAUUUGAGAGGUUGGAUUUGGGAAGGCUCUCCCUGUUUUUAUAUCCCAGAACUUUGGGAUGUAUCUCAGGAUUUUGGAGGUUGGAUUUGGGAAGGGUUUCCCUCUUUUCCAUGUCCCUGAGGGUGUUUGGGAGGUUGGAUUUGGGAAGGGUCUCCCUGUUUUCUAUCCCAGAAUUUUGGGAUGUCUCUCAGGAUUUGGAGGUUGGAUUUGGGAAGGGUCUCUCUCUUUUAUAUCCCAGAAUUUUGGGAUGUCUCUCAGGAUUUUGAUGGCUGGAUUUGGGAAGGGUUUCCCUCUUUUAUAUCCCAGAAUUUUGGGAUGUAUCUCAGGAUUUGGGAGGUUGGAUUUGGGAUGAGUCUUCGUGUGUUUUAUAUCCCAGAAUUUUGGGAUGUCUCUCAGGAUUUGGGAGCUUGGAUUUGGGAAUAAUUUUCCUCUUUUUUUAUAUCCCAGGAUGUGUUUGGGAGGUUGGAUUUGGGAAACUUCUCCCUGGUUUUUGUGUCCCUGAGGGUGUUUUAGGGAUGUGGGGGUUGGAUUUGGGAAGGGUCUCUCUCUUUUAUAUCCCAGCAUUUUGAGAUACACCUCAGUAUUUUGGAGUUUGGAUUUGGGAAGGGUCUCCUUCUUUUUUAUAUCCCAGAAUGUGUUUGGGAGGUUGGAAUUUGGGAAGGGUCUCCCUGUUUUUAUGUCCCAGAAUUUUGGGAUGUAUCUCAGGAUUUUGGGAGGUUGAAUGUGGGAAAGAUUUCCCUCUUUUAUAUCCCAGAAUUUUGGGAUACAUCUCAGGAUUUGGAAGUUGAAUUUGGGAAGGGUCUCCCUGUUUUUAUAUCCCAGAAUUUUGGGAUACAUCUCAGGAUUUUGGAGCUUGGAUUUGGGAAGAGUCUCCCUGUUUUAUAUCCCAGAAUUUUGGGAUACACCUCAGGAUUUUGGGAGGUUGGAUUUGGGAAGGGUCUCCCUCUUUUUUUAUAUCCCAGAAUGUGUUUGGGAGGAUGGAUUUGGGAAGGGUCUCCUUCUUUUUAUAUCCCAGAAUUUUGGGAUGUCUCUCAGGAUUUUGGGAGGUUCCUGCUUUUCCCUCCCACCCAUCCCCGCUCCCUGGCGGUUGAGGAGCCAGAGGGUGAAACCCUGGAGUGUUUUUUGGGGCCAAAUCCCGGGAAUUGAGUGGGAAUUGUUUGGGAAUUGUGUCCUUGCAGAGCCUUUGGAGUGAAGAUGAAGGUCGGGGCUUUCAGCUGCUGAGGAGGAGCCCCCGCGGCGUUUCAGACUCGGGAUCUGGAGGCAGCUGUGCCCGGAGCCACGGCCGAUAGAUGGACAAGCCAAGCAAGUUGUGACUCGGCAGCGGCUUCUGGGACACAAUUCCAUGGCAAUGUAUCCUACAAGGGUGUCCGGUGAGGAGUGCAAUGGGAUCAACAGCGUGUCGGCCGAGAGCGGCCCCGGCACGCGGCUGAGGAACCUGCCGGUGCUGGGGGACGGGCUGGACACCGCCCCGAUGGCCACGGCGCCCGCCCAGGCCCAGCCCCAGCCGGGGGGCGGCGUCGGGGGCAACCCCCCCCCUCCGGAGACCUCCAACCCCAACAAGCCCAAGCGCCAGACCAACCAGCUGCAGUACCUGCUCAAGGUGGUGCUCAAGACGCUCUGGAAGCACCAGUUCGCCUGGCCCUUCCAGCAGCCCGUGGACGCCGUCAAGCUCAACCUCCCCGAUUAUUACAAGAUCAUCAAAACCCCGAUGGACAUGGGAACAAUAAAGAAGCGCUUGGAGAACAAUUAUUACUGGAACGCUCAAGAAUGUAUCCAGGAUUUCAACACCAUGUUUACAAACUGCUACAUCUACAACAAGCCGGGGGAUGACAUCGUGCUGAUGGCAGAGGCCCUGGAGAAGCUUUUCCUGCAGAAGAUCUCGGAGAUGACGCAGGAGGAGACCGAGAUCGUCAUCGCCCAGACCAAGGGCCGGGGCCGCGCGCGCAAGGAAGCAGUGACGUCCAAGCCCGGCUCGUCGUCGGUCCCGAACGCCGCUCAGGCCUCGUCGCCGGCGCCCCCGCAGAGCCUUCCGGCGGCCCCGCCGGCUCAUCCCUUCCCCUCCGUCACCCCCGACCUGCUGGUGCCCAGCCCGGUGAUGACGAUGGUGCCUCCGCCCCGCGCCGCCCGCCGGCCCCCAGGCCCCGCGCCGCCCGCCCCGGCCCCGCAGCCCCUGCAGCCGCACCCGCCCGUCAUCCCCACGCCCGCACAGCCCGUCAAGACAAAAAAAGGGGUGAAGAGGAAAGCAGACACCACCACCCCCACCACCAUCGACCCGAUCCACGACUCAUCGUCGCUGCCCGCCGAGCCCAAGCCCGGCAAGCUGGGCCCGCGGCGGGAGAGCAGCCGGCCCGUCAAGGCCCCCAAGAAGGACGUGCCGGACUCGCAGCAGCACGGGGGGGACAAGGGCAGCAAGGUGUCGGAGCAGCUCAAGUACUGCGGCGGCAUCAUCAAGGAGAUGUUCGCCAAGAAGCACGCGGCCUACGCCUGGCCCUUCUACAAGCCCGUGGACGUGGAGGCCCUGGGGCUGCACGACUACUGCGACAUCAUCAAGCACCCCAUGGAUCUGAGCACAAUCAAAUCCAAGCUGGAGAGCCGGGAGUACCGGGACGCUCAGGAAUUCGCGGCCGACGUGCGGUUGAUGUUCUCCAACUGCUACAAGUACAACCCCGCCGACCACGAGGUCGUGGCCAUGGCCAGGAAGCUGCAGGACGUGUUCGAGAUGCGCUUUGCCAAGAUGCCAGACGAGCCGGAGGAGCCGGCGGUGCCGGCGUCGUCUCCGGCGGUGCCACCACCACCCACCAAGGUGGCCCCUCCAUCGUCCAGCGACAGCAGCAGCGACAGCUCCUCCGACAGCGACAGCUCCUCCGAUGAUUCCGAGGAGGAGCGGGCGCAGCGCUUGGCGGAGCUGCAGGAGCAGCUCAAGGCCGUGCACGAGCAGCUCGCGGCGCUGUCCCAGCCCCAGCAGAACAAACCAAAGAAAAAGGAGAAGGACAAGAAGGAGAAGAAGAAGGAGAAGCACAAAAAGAAGGAGGAGCUGGAAGAGGCCAAGAAAAGCAAAGCCAAGGAGCCCCAGCCCAAGAAGGCCAAGAAGAGCAACAGCAACAGCAGUGCCUCCAGCAAGAAGGAGCCGGUGGCUGCCAAGCCCAGCAAGGCCGCGCCCGCCUACGAGUCGGAGGAGGAGGAGAAGUGCAAGCCCAUGUCCUACGAGGAGAAGCGGCAGCUGAGCCUGGACAUCAACAAACUGCCCGGGGAGAAGCUGGGCCGGGUCGUGCACAUCAUCCAGUCCCGGGAGCCCUCGCUCAAGAACUCCAACCCCGACGAGAUCGAGAUCGACUUCGAGACGCUGAAGCCGUCGACGCUGCGCGAGCUGGAGCGCUACGUCACGUCCUGCCUGCGCAAGAAGAGGAAACCCCCAGCAGAGAAGGUGGACGUCCUGGCCGGCUCCUCCAAGCUCAAGGGCUUCUCGUCGUCGGAGUCGGAGUCCAGCAGCGAGUCGAGCUCCUCCGACAGCGACGAGUCGGACUCAGAAAUGGCGCCCAAGUUGAAGAAGAAGGGGCAUUCGGGGCGAGAGCAGAAGAAGCACCACCACCACCACCACCAGGCGCCGGCGCCGCCCCCUCAGCCGCAGCCCCCGGCGGUGGCCCCGGCGCCGCCUCCGGCGCAGCCCCCGCCGCCCGUCCCGGCUCCCGCCCCGCCCGUCAAGGCGUCGCCGCCGCCCUUCGUGCCCGCGGUGCCGGUGCUGGAGCACCCCCUGCCCGGCACCAUGUUCGACACCAUGGGCCACUUCGGCCAGCCCAUCCUGCACCUGCCCCAGCCCGAGCUGCCCCCACACCUGCCCCCGGCGGCCGAGCACGGCACCCCCCCCCACCUCAACCAGCACGUGGUGUCUCCUCCAGCUUUGCACAACGCUCUGCCUCAGCAGCCCUCGAGGCCCAGCAACCGCGCCGCGGCGCUGCCGCCCAAGCCCCCGCGCCCCCCGGCCGUGGCGCCGGCGCUGCCGCCGCAGCCGCUCCUGCCGCAGCCGCCGCUGCCGCAGCCGCCGCAGGUGCUGCUGGAGGACGAGGAGCCGCCGGCGCCGCCGCCGCCGCACCACGGGCUGCCCCUGAGCGCCAGCCAGAUGCAGCUGUACCUGCAGCAGCUGCAGAAGGUGCAGCCGCAGACUCCGCUUCUCCCUUCAGUGAAGGUCCAGUCGCAGGCGCCGCCGGGGCCGCCGCCGGGGCCGCCCUCGGCGCUGCCGCCGCCGCCUCCGGUGCCGCCCUCGGCGCACCCCGCGGUGCAGCAGCUGCAGCCGCCGCCGCCACCGCGCUCGCUGCACGUGCAGCCCCUGCCCUUCCCGCCCCACCUGCCGCGGCCGCGCCGCGGCCGCCCCCAGCAGCAGCAGCAGCAGCAGCAGCCCAGCAGCAGCAGCACCCCGCAGCCCCCUACAGCCCCCGCAGCCUCGGCGCAGCACGCCGGCGCCCGCCAAGCGCAGCAGGUCAUCCAGCACCACCUCGCGCGGCACCACAAACCGGACCCUACGGCAGCGGGUCACCUGCGGGAAGCCCCCUCCCCUCUCAUGAUGCAUUCCCCACAGAUGCCGCCCUUCCAGGCUCUGGUGCACCAAUCGCCACCCCAGCAGAGCAUCCAGCCAAAAAAACAGGAGCUGCGAGCGGCGUCCGUGGUGCAGUCGCAGCCCCUGGGGGGGAAGGAGGAGAAGAUCCACUCGCCCGUCGUGAGGAACGAGACCUUCAGCCCCCCCCUGCGCCAGGACCCCCCCAAGCACCCCGAGAGCAUCAAAGCACCCCCACACCUCCCCCAGAGGCCGGAGCUGAAGCCGCUGGAGGGGGCUCGAGCCGUGAUCCGGCCCCCGGAGCAGCCGCCCCCGGCCCCGGGAGCGCCCGACAAGGAGCGGCAGAAACAGGAGCCCAAAACCCCCGUGGCCCCCAAGAAGGACCUGAAGAUCAAGAACAUGGGCUCGUGGGCCUCGCUGGUGCAGAAGCACCCGGCGGCGCCCUCGGCCACGGCCAAGUCGUCGAGCGACAGCUUCGAGCAGUUCAAGCGGGCGGCGCGAGAGAAGGAGGAGCGAGAGAAGGCCCUCAAGGCCCAGGCCGAGCAGGUCGAGAGGGAGAAGGAGCGGCUGCGGCGCGAGCAGGAGAGGAUGAGGAGCUGGGAGGAGGAGGAGGCGCUGGAGCAGGCCCGGCGGGUGCACGAGGAGGUUCGGCGGCGCCAGGAGCCGCCGGUGCCGGUGCCGGUGCCGGUGGCCGUGGCGGUGUCGGCGGCGGGCGCGGCCCCGCAGGGCUCCCAGAGCUCCCAACCCCCCUCCAGCCAGGCCAUGCUGGACCAGCAGCGGGAAAUGGCCCGGAAGAGGGAGCAGGAGAGGAGGCGCCGGGAAGCCAUGGCGGCGACGAUCGACAUGAACUUCCAGAGCGACCUCCUGGCCAUUUUCGAGGAGAAUCUUUUCUAGCGGCGGCUCCGGCGGAUCCCGGGGGGGUUUUGCCCCAAACCUUUGACUCUUUCCUUUUUUUUUUUUUCUUUUUUUUUUUGGGUUCACUUUUGCUUUUUCCGACAGAAAAAAAACAAAAACAAAUUACACAAAACAGACAAAAAAGACA
Molecule: messenger RNA, 6451 nt
Organism: Myiozetetes cayanensis
Lineage: Eukaryota; Metazoa; Chordata; Aves; Passeriformes; Tyrannidae
Gene: BRD4
Product: bromodomain containing 4
Biological process (GO): positive regulation of transcription elongation by RNA polymerase II; chromatin remodeling
Cellular component (GO): chromatin; nucleus
Source: RefSeq, a predicted model, not a curated record